Molecule: messenger RNA, 4178 nt
Organism: Eublepharis macularius
Lineage: Eukaryota; Metazoa; Chordata; Lepidosauria; Squamata; Eublepharidae
Gene: RAPGEF3
Product: Rap guanine nucleotide exchange factor 3
Exons: 28
Coding region: 280-3057 (925 amino acids)
Biological process (GO): positive regulation of GTPase activity; Ras protein signal transduction
Cellular component (GO): plasma membrane
Molecular function (GO): guanyl-nucleotide exchange factor activity
Source: RefSeq, a predicted model, not a curated record
CACACACUCUCUCGCUCUCCUUGUGUGUCAGACCAGGAACCUAGGAGCAAGAUCCUGGUGACUGUGCCAGCAGCUGUGUGUUUGUGUGUGCCAACAAAUGGGUCUGUUUAGAGUGUGCACCGGGUGCUAACGUCAAUCCAAAUGGAACUGGUGGUGUUGUAUACUUUAGGGAUUCUGUCCGGGGAUUCUUCAGCUCGGCCGCGUUCCUAAGAGUCCAUACUGAGGAUCAUAUUCACCUGCUCUGUAUGUAGACUUCCCAAUGUGGACCGGCCACAGGACAUGGAGGUGGCCUUGAGCAGGCAUGGAAGAUGGCAUGUCGGGCUCCCGCUUGAUGAUAUCACACACUUGCCCCAGCUCUCUGGGGGACUCACAGCAGGUACGGUGCCUGAAGGAAAUCUGCUGUAUGUGAUUUGGAGAAAGAUGCACUUGUUCCGCAGCUGCAGCUAUCAAAUUCAACUUGAGGGACAGAUGGGCAGCGCCCCGAGGAUACAGGGCAUCCGAUGGACCCCUCUUCCGGACCGUGAAUCAGCCAUGGUGUCCAGCCACAACCUGAACCAGGCUUCAUCAAACAAAAUUCAGAGGGCAGGAAGACUCCUCGGUGCACACUUAGUAAGCAUGUUCCCAGACCUGAUCCGUGAUCGCAAGCACCACCUCCGGCUUUACAGGCACUGCUGUUCGGGGAAGGAACUGGUGGAUGCGCUGCUCAGCGCGGGGCUCUCUGUGCAGACCCGCAGCCAAGCCCUUGGACUCUGCCAGGUGCUGAUGGAUGAAGGAGUCCUUUCUCACGUACGGCAAGAAAGCUACUUCCAAGACCGCGAUGCCCAGUUUUUCCGUUUUGUCGCCCUGGAGCCAAGUGCAGGGGACCACGACGGGGAGGAGCUACUGGAGGCGCUGGCAUUGCUCACCCAGCUGGGCCCUACUGCUCUUCUUACCACCAUCCUGCGGAAACCCCCUGGCCAACGUACAGAUGAAGAGCUUGCAUUGAUCUUUGAAGAGCUUCUGCACAUCAAAGCUGUCGCCCAUCUCUCCAGUUCCGUAAAGAGAGAAUUGGCUGCCGUGCUGCUGUUUGAGUCCCAUGCGAAGGCUGGAACUGUGCUAUUCAGCCAAGGCGACAAGGGCACAUCCUGGUAUAUCAUCUGGAAGGGAUCAGUCAACGUGGUCACACAUGACAAGGGCUUAGUGUCCACCCUGCACGAAGGUGAUGAUUUUGGGCAGCUGGCGCUGGUGAACGAUGCACCCCGUGCAGCCACCAUCAUACUCCGGGAAGACAACUGCCAUUUCCUGCGUGUAGAUAAAAGAGACUUCAAUCGUAUCCUCAAGGAUGUUGAAGCCAACACCCUGCGGCUGAAGGAACAUGGGAAGGUGGUGCUUAUUCUGGAGAAGAAUUUGCAAGGCAGUAUCUCCAGUCACCUUCCUGGGACUCCAGGGAGCAGUAGGUACUCAGUUAUGGCUGGGACCCCUGAGAAGAUUCUCGACUAUCUGUUGGAAACCAUGCGUUCAGACUCUACACUCUCUGACCCUGUAGACACCUUCCUUGGAGAUUUUCUCUUGACACACAACGUGUUCAUGCCUACGCCGCAGCUGUGCAGAGUUCUGCUCGAACAUUUCCAUGCUGAGCCUUCGGAAGGCACUGAACAGGAUAAGGCUGCCUACGUCCUGAGCAAAAGGCGGAAGAUCCUUUGGCUGGUGAACCAGUGGGUGAUGCUGUACGGACGCCUGCUGCAGACCGAAUCCAGUGCCUUGGCCUUCUUGCAGAGCCUCUCAGAAUGUGCAGCCCAGGAUACUCGUUUGGGUCCCGUGCUGAGGGAGCAGUUGCAGGAUCAUCGAAGGAACCGAACGUUAGAAAACGGCAGCAGCCAUACCAUGUCUCCAAAACUCCAGGUGCGAAAUGCUGUGGACUGGUUUUCCAGCCAGGAGGAACCAUUUCUGAACAGCAACUACACCAUCCGGGCUCAGGACAAAAUUGCAUAUGACAUAUAUAGGCCAGACCAUUCCUGCCUCACCACCGUGCUCCAGGUGAAUGCUCCAGCGCAGGAGCUGCUUGCAUCGCUGGCAGACAAUCACGGCUGGAGCAAAGAAUGGAUCCUAGUCAAGGUCAAUUCAGCAGGGGAUAAAGAGGUAUUGCCCAUGGAGUCCAUCGGCGUGUUUACGUCUCUGGGGUUGAACGAGAGGCUUUUUGCUGCCAGUCUUCAAGAGCUUCACACCUUGGCCCCUCACCCCGAGCAGCUUGGCCCCACUGUGGGCUCUUUUGACAGCCUGGAUUUCAUCAGUUCCAAGGAUCUGUCUAACCAGCUGACCGAGCAUGACUGGAACCUCUUCAAGAGUGUCCAUCAGGUGGAGCUGAUCUAUUGCAUUUUUGGGCAACAGAAGUUCCCCAGUGCAACCACGGCCAACCUGGAGCGCUUCCUGCGUCGUUUCAAUGAGCUGCAGUUUUGGGUCACCACGGAGCUCUGCCUUUGCCCUGAUGUUAUCAAGAGGGCCCAGCUACUCCGCAAAUUCAUUAAACUGGCUGCACACCUGAAGGACCAGAAGAACCUGAACUCCUUCUUUGCAGUGAUGUUUGGCUUGGGCCACUCCAGCAUCAGCCGCCUCUCUAGGACCUGGGAGAAGCUUCCGCACAAAACGAGAAAGCUGUACAGCUCCCUAGAACGCAUGUUGGACCCGUCUUGGAAUCACCGAGUCUAUAGACUGGCUAUGGCCAAACUAACCCCACCCAUCAUCCCCUUUAUGCCCCUCCUUCUUAAAGACAUGACCUUCAUCCAUGAGGGAAAUCGCACGUUGGUGGAGAACCUUGUCAACUUUGAAAAGCUGCGCAUGAUGGCCAAGGCUGUUCGUCUCGUGCACUGCUGCCGAAGCCACCCCAACCUUCCAUUGUCCCCCUUGCGGAGUCGUCCUCAACACCUCCUAGAAGAAGCUCGGGCAAUGCGUGCCUCUACUUGUUCAGAGCAGUCCCUCAGCACCCGGAGCCCAGCUGCUACCUGGGCCUACAUCCAACAUCUGAAGGUGAUUGACAGCCAGAAAAAACUUCUAAGGCUCUCGCGAGAUCUCGAAUCCUGAUGUUGCAGGAACGACACAAGCUAGGACACAAGCUAGGACACAAGAUGUGCGUGCUGCCUGACCUGGGGCAAGAACCUCUGUGAAGGGCUACCUUCUCCAGAGGGUUAGCCCUGCUUUCAAAACUGGGAAAUGUGGGACGCUGAGCAGAUGGGAAGAGAGUUCCCCAUUCCGUUUGGGGCACCCAUGAACCCCACCUGGGAACCAGGACAGUUGAUACCAGCUGUGUCCUCCUGGCAGGAGGAAAGAUAUGCCUGCUGCCUGCUACUACGAUUCUUUCUGUAGACUACAGAAUUUCUGGCUUGUUUGUGGAACUGCUUUGUAGAACUCAUUUGGCUGCCUUAUGGUGAGAGGAGCGAAAGCUCCUGUUAUUACUAAUCAGUGUUCAAGAGAAAUGUGGAUUUCUAAGACGCGUGUGACUUUCUUAUGUCUCUUGAAAUGCCACUUCUUGACUACGACAUCUCUCAUCUCUGAUCUUUCCAGACCUGGAUUUAUGCCUAAGCUAAGUAAGAUGCGAUUUAGGGCCUUGGAUUAUGAAGGACCUCUAAAUGCAAAACACUUACUACGUUUCAAUGUUAGGACAACACACAUUUGGGAGGUAAUACUGUGGGCCUCUUAAAUUUGACAUUGCUCAUGGCCUCAGCAUGGUUUAAAUUGGGAAGAUGAACCACACCAAAAUUAUGCCCAGCAGUUGAUCUCUCUCGAUUUCAGGGCUGUUUUUAGGACAUGUGUAGAGAAAUGUAGCAAAAAUCCAUUCUCUCCAAGAGAACUGAAUUACCCAGGCUGUUGUCUAUCUAUUAACACCUGCAAUUGAUAAUGUGGUAUCCCAUAACUGUACUAAUUUUCACAAAUGGUAGCACUUCCAAAGAAAUCCACCUAGUAUUUCUUGCAGCUUUGCAACGGGUGAUAGAACUCAUCGGCCAUGUGUCUCUUGCCAUUGCAAAAAACAGCAAGUGCACCCAGAGGUGGUAGCUUGGUUUGUGGACUGCUUCUGGCACAACUGCAGGUAGGUGUGCAACCAUGACGAGGACUGAAUGCCGUUCUGGCCGAUCCGUUUCCUGCCUGUGUCUCUCCUUCUGCCACCCAAGUCAUGGGGUCAGAAGGCAGAACGAGACAAACAUAGG